This is a messenger RNA of Zeugodacus cucurbitae (melon fly), 2534 nucleotides long. RefSeq names its product wee1-like protein kinase (gene Wee1). Gene Ontology annotation, molecular function: non-membrane spanning protein tyrosine kinase activity; magnesium ion binding; ATP binding. Gene Ontology annotation, biological process: protein phosphorylation; mitotic cell cycle. The record is from RefSeq and is a predicted model, not a curated record. Lineage: Eukaryota; Metazoa; Arthropoda; Insecta; Diptera; Tephritidae. The transcript has 6 exons. The coding region runs from base 170 to 1933 and encodes 587 amino acids. Gene Ontology annotation, cellular component: nucleus.
AUUGCAGCCAACUUCAAGUCAUUAAUUUAAGUUCAAUUUCAGUUUAACUAGACGAAUCUCGAAUAUCUCUUUAUUCAUUGAAUUUCUCUUGUGAUUAUUGUUUUCGUUGAAGUUUGUUUGUAGAAAGUAAAUACGGCUUACAUAAUAGUGCUACACUCAUAUCCAAUUAAUGCUCGAAAUGGCAGCAUUUCGCAAGCUUCAACCCGAAAGAAAAAACGACGCGGAUAGUUCUCAGGAACAAAUUGAAUUAAAUUCAAGCGUUGAAAUGCAUUCGCCUCCUCCAAUUUGCCAUAUUCAACCACGGAAACUACGUUUUGCAUCACCGCAGAUCGAUGAAGGACCACAAAAACGGUCCAGUCCAAUCCAGACGCGCUCGUCAGCAAUUGCAGCUGUUUCAGUAUCUGUUUCACCACCUUACCGUAAGGUAAGAGCGUUGAGGCUUUUUGACACCCCCGCCACACCGAAAACAAUUCUGCAAAAAUCGCGAAACCAUCUGUCUGCAGCGGUUGCAGCAGACGUUGCGAAAAAAAGCGAAAUAGAGGAACGACCAAGAUCGCUGCCAUUGCACAGUCGAGUUUUAGACAAUUUUCAACAACAAACCGCAAAUGUGAAUCCUUUUACUCCUGACAGUUUUUUGGCACGAAAUAAAAAGCGAUGUCGAACACAAUUUGGUAGAGACAAUUUGAGCAAUCAAUCACUACAAAUAUUUUUGAAUUCGGAGGAAGAUAAGAAAGUUGAUGGUGAAGGAGAUGGAAAUGUGGAAGUACUGCAAGCUCCGAAAAGAUUAGCUCUGCAAGACACUAAUAUUAGCCGUUAUCAAAAGGAAUUCUUAGAAAUUUCCCUAAUUGGAAUAGGAGAGUUCGGCUUAGUUUAUCAGUGUCUUAAUCGGUUGGAUGGUUGUAUAUAUGCCAUUAAGAAAAGCAUAAAGCCGGUGGCAGGUAGUUUUUUCGAAAAGCGAGCUUUGAACGAAGUUUGGGCACAUGCAGUAUUGGGUAAACAUGACAACGUCGUACGCUAUUAUUCUGCGUGGGCGGAAGAUAAUCAUAUGCUUAUACAGAAUGAAUAUUGCAACGGCGGCAGUUUACAAUCGCUUAUCCAAAAACGGUUUCUGGUAGAAUCUGAAUUGAAAAUUUUACUACUUCAUGUGGCAGAAGGACUACGGUAUAUACAUUCAAAUGAUCUCGUGCAUAUGGAUUUAAAAUCGGGCAAUAUUUUUCUUACGAAAAUGCCGUCAUUACAUAAGCCCAAUUCAACACCGUUAACAAAAGAAUACUAUGAGGAUGGUAUGGAUGGUAUAUACGAAGAACUCAGUAACACAGAAUGUAUUACAACAUAUAAAAUUGGUGAUCUUGGACAUGUAACAUCUGUAAAAGAGCCACAUGUUGAAGAAGGCGAUUGUCGCUAUUUACCAUUCGAAAUACUACAAGAAGACUUUAGUGAUCUGUUUAAAGCAGAUAUAUUUUCACUUGGUAUGACACUGUUUGAGGCGGCCGGUGGUGGACCAUUACCAAAAAAUGGGCCAGAAUGGCAGAAAUUGCGUAACGGCGAAGUUCCAAAUAUAUCAACACUAAGUCCUGAAUUUAAUGAACUUAUCAAACUUAUGACACAUCCGGAUCCGGAAAAGCGCCCAUCAUCAACAUCAAUUUUUAAUCAUCCUAUAUUGAGCUCAUUGGAAUCAAAGACAAAAUCGCAACUCAACCAAGAGUUGACAAUUGAAAAACGAAAAAAUGAAAUAUUACUACGCAAAUUGCGCGAAGCCAAAAAGCUACUCAAACAGUAUGAACAGAAUGGAGCAAAUCAAACGCCAACAGCCGCUAUGGAACAGCGUUGUUUACGCUCAUAUUCGCGCAAGAAACGCACACCAUGCCUCAGCUCUAAAUUGGAUGGUUUGCGCGAUCGCAACAAAAAUGUUAUUAACAAGUUAAAUUAUUGAAUUCAGUAAAUGCUGUCGAUAUUAAUUGCAGAAGUUAUACAAACGAAUUUUACCCAUUGUCCUUAUUUAAUUUUUAUUUUUUUAACUUUAGACCGACUGUAAAUAAGAAGAUAUAUAAUAUGUAUGUACGUCAACGAAUAUAGCUUUAUUUCUCGAUUUUUUUGUUUAUCACUAACGGUGACAUUACUGUUUUAUGAAAAUACUUACAGAUUGUUACUAAAACAAACAUGUCUACCUGAAGGCAAUCAAAAUUGAAUUUGACUUCUUUUAAAGGAAAUAGAAUUAUUAUUAGUACGCAUACAACAGAAGACAACUAAGUAUAUUAUAACUACAAAAGAAAAUUACUUACGAUAUACAUACAUACAAUGUGGACAUGUGUAAGAAUAUUAUGCAAAAAUACAAAUGCCUUUGUAAAACGUUUUGUAUGCUUGUGGUAAUUUGGAUUAAAAAGAUGUACAAUCAUUUUACUUGUUUCAAUGUUUUUUCAUACCAUUUAAUAUGUUUACUUAUAUUUGUAAGAUUUAGUUAGACUUUUAAUUUUUUUAUUUUUGAUGUAAAAUAAAAAAAUAUAACGUGAAUAUUUCAACAUUUGAAACAUCUA